AUGUUCAACUGGGCUAAGCAACAACUGGCCAAUGUCGCCGGCACUCAGGAGCCCAUCUACGGUCCCUCUGCCAUCAAGUCUGUUGCCAUCGAGGCCGAAAAGACUCCCUACACCGAAGUCACUCGAGAUGGCCUGAAGUGGAAGGCCAUGGACUCGACCUCUGUCGAGACUGAGAGUUUCUACAUCACUGCCGACAACGGUUACAUCGCUCUUGCCCAGGUCAUCUAUAGCAACGUUGCCGGCAUUCGAACAACCUGCCAGUUCAACUGCAAGGUCUUCGACAAGGACCCUACAAAGCCCCACCUCUGGGCCUCAACACCUCUCAACAACCAAGACUUUAACGAGGACAAGACGAGUUUCUACGCCGAUGACUGCGCCGUUGAGCUGUCCGAGGAUGGCACAUACUACACCAUCAAGAGCAUGAACAGCCAGAACGCCAUCGUUAACCUGAAGAUCACCCGCUCUACCCCUGGUUUCCAGGCUGGCACCACAGGCACAACCCUGUACGGCACCGACCACAACAACCCAUGGGGAUCCAUCAGACACGCUUUCUGGCCUCGCUGUGUCUCCGAGGGUACCAUCACCACCAAGGAGGGACCCAUCGACUUGAAGGGCAAGGCUCUUUUCGUCUACGCCCUCCAGGGCAUGAAGCCUCACCACGCCGCUGGUCGAUGGAACUUUGUCAACUUCCAGGGUCCCACCUACUCAGCUGUCAUGAUGGAGUUUACCAGCACUCCAUCAUACGGCUCAACCCUCGUCAACGUGGGUGGUAUCGUCAAGGAUGGCGAGAUCAUCCAUGCUGGCGCCAUGAGCACGGCUACUCACACUCAAGUUAAGAAGGAUUCCGAGAACGAGUGGCCCGAGCCCAGUGAGGUCAAGUACACCUGGUCUGGUGCGACCAAGGAUGGAAAGCCUGUCGAGGCCUUGAUUGAAGGGUCUCUCGGCGACCGAGUUGACCGAGUUGACGUCAUGGCCGAGGUUCCUGGUUUCGUCAAGACGAUUGUUGCAGCAGCUGCCGGCACAAAGCCUUACAUCUACCAGUACCACCCCAAGCUCUCCCUGAAGCUCAAGAUCGGCGACGAGGAGAUCGUCGAGGAGGGCGUCAUAUUCACCGAGGCCACCUUCAUCUCAUAA
This is a messenger RNA of Fusarium pseudograminearum CS3096, 1134 nucleotides long. RefSeq lists its product as uncharacterized. The transcript is spliced from 4 exons. Gene Ontology annotation, cellular component: cytoplasm. Lineage: Eukaryota; Fungi; Ascomycota; Sordariomycetes; Hypocreales; Nectriaceae. Gene Ontology annotation, biological process: response to oxidative stress. The coding region runs from base 1 to 1134 and encodes 377 amino acids. The record is from RefSeq and is a predicted model, not a curated record.